Messenger RNA from Impatiens glandulifera, 2188 nucleotides. RefSeq names its product scarecrow-like protein 23. Gene Ontology annotation, cellular component: nucleus. Gene Ontology annotation, molecular function: DNA-binding transcription factor activity; sequence-specific DNA binding. The transcript is spliced from 2 exons. Lineage: Eukaryota; Viridiplantae; Streptophyta; Magnoliopsida; Ericales; Balsaminaceae. The coding region runs from base 38 to 2083 and encodes 681 amino acids. Gene Ontology annotation, biological process: bundle sheath cell fate specification; leaf development; maintenance of protein location in nucleus. The record is from RefSeq and is a predicted model, not a curated record.
CUCUAUAACCAAUUCCGUUUACUUACAGAGAACCGCCAUGGCCAGAAAGAGACCUGCUUCUUCCGACCUCCUCGAUCUCAUCCUUCACAACAACGCCUGCGCCGCCGCCGACGACGACGACGAUAACAACAACAAAGCGAGAUUCCUCCGUCGAUCGAUUAACAACAACACCGACGUCUUUUUCUCUCCCGCCGCCGCCGCCGACGAUAACAACAACAACAUAAUCAUCAACAGCAGCAACAACAUUCCUAUCUCCACGACGAUAACGACGUCGUCUCCCUCUGCUAAACUCACUACCUUUUCCAACCACUCCACUAUGAUCCCUAUCCCUUCGCAUUCCAAUUUGAAUAAUAAUCUCUAUCCAGAAGUCAAUCUUAAUCCUCCCUCCGUCUGCGUCUUCUCCGGCUUACCUCUAUUUCCCCCUCACCACCACAAAUCUCAACCAUCAACGUCCGCCACUACGCCGACUACAACGGACGAUAUCUCCAUGGCGUGGAUCGAUGGAACAAUAAGAGAUCUAAUGACGAUCAACAAUAACACUUCCAUCUCCAAUAUUCCUCAAAUUAUCCAAAACAUUCGAACUAUCAUACAUCCUUGUAAUCCCAAUCUCGCCGUCUUACUCGAGUCCAGACUUCGCUCUCUCAUCACAUCACAUAUUUCACAUGAUCCCUACACGAUCUUCAACACGGCUGCAAAAGAAGAAAUGUUACCUCCGCCACCAGCUGCCGGAUUGUAUCGAUCAACUAAUAAUACAGUACUGAUUAAUCAUCCUUAUGUCAUGCAUCCGUCAACAAGCCCUAAUUCGUCGAUGAAUCCAUUAGCUCAACAGCAGGACGAAAUCUGUCUGCAAUCCUCUCAGCGAGAAGAAGAGGAGAUAGAAAUUACUCCACCUAAAUCGACAUCGCAAUUGCAAAAGCAGGAGAAACAGAAGAAGAGAAAUGAAGAAUUAGGGAUCCACCUUCUAACCUUACUCCUCCAAUGCGCGGAAGCUGUAGCAGCAGACAAAACAGAAGAUGCAAAAACGAUGCUGCUCGAAAUCUCGCAUCUCUCGACACCAUUCGGAACCUCCGCCCAACGAGUCGCCGCCUAUUUCUCCGAAGCAAUAUCAUCCAGGCUAAUAAAUUCCUAUCUGAGAAUCUACAACUCAUCAUCCUUCCCCUUACCCUCACUAUACAACCAUCGACUAUCCUCCGCUUUUCAGGUAUUCAACGGCAUAAGCCCCUUUAUUAAAUUCUCCCAUUUCACAGAAAAUCAAGCCAUACAAGAAGCUUUCGAGGACGAGAAUAGUGUUCACAUAAUCGAUCUUGACAUAAUGCAAGGUCUUCAAUGGCCGGGUUUGUUCCAUAUUCUAGCGUCUAGGCCUGGUGGGCCGCCGUCGGUGAAACUAACGGGGUUGGGUUCGUGUUCUGAGGCGUUGGAAUUGACGGGGAAGAGAUUAUCUGAAUUUGCGCAGAAGUUGGGGAUUCCGUUUGAAUAUUUUGCGGUGGCGGAGAAGGUGGGGAAUAUAAGGGAUCCAGAGAGGUUGAUGGUGAUGAGUAAAAGAGAAGCUGUGGCGGUGCAUUGGUUGCAGCAUUCCUUGUACGACGUUACCGGCUCAGAUGCUAAUACACUUUGCCUUUUACAGAGAUUGGCUCCAAAAGUAGUGACAGUGGUAGAACAGGAUUUAAGCCAAGGAGGCUCCUUCCUAGGCCGAUUCGUGGAGGCCAUCCACUACUACUCGGCCUUAUUCGACUCCUUAAGCGAAAGCUACAGCGAAGAGAGCGAGGAAAGACACGCAGUUGAACAACAACUCUUAUCGAGAGAGAUCAGAAAUGUGUUAGCAGUGGGCGGGGGACCACUCUCGCGAUUGAGGAACAGCAACGAGCUUAUAAAGUUCAGCAACUGGAGGGAAAAGUUGCUUGAAUCAGGGUUCAAACCGAUAUCCUUAGUGGGAAACGCAGCUUCACAGGCUACAUUGCUUCUAGGGAUGUUCCCUUCGGAUGGAUACACCCUUGUGGAGGAUAAGGGCACAUUGAAGCUCGGUUGGAAAGACCUUUGUUUGCUUACAGCCUCUGCAUGGAGACCACCUCCAUCCUUUAAUUAACAUCUAUAUGUUAAGUAUGUUUAUUUGACAGAUAUAAGGAGUGUUUCCAACUAUAGAGCUACCAAAAAUCUUGGCAAGAGCAUAAUCCAUCUUUGAAGUGGUGAA